Molecule: messenger RNA, 3822 nt
Organism: Hemiscyllium ocellatum (epaulette shark)
Lineage: Eukaryota; Metazoa; Chordata; Chondrichthyes; Orectolobiformes; Hemiscylliidae
Gene: znf804a
Product: zinc finger protein 804A
Exons: 4
Coding region: 1-3822 (1273 amino acids)
Cellular component (GO): nucleus
Source: RefSeq, a predicted model, not a curated record
AUGGCGUGUUACUAUAUUGUCAUCAGCUCCACACACCUUAGCAAUGGCCAUUUCAGAAAUAUCAAGGGAGUUUUUCGGGGACCUCUCUGCAAGAAUGGAAACAAGACACUGGACUACGCUGAAAAAGAAAAAGCAAUAACAAAGGCCUUGGAGGAUCUGAAGGCCAACUUCUACUGUGAAUUGUGUGACAAACAAUAUUACAAACAUCAAGAGUUUGAUAACCAUAUAAAUUCCUAUGAUCAUGCUCACAAGCAGAGACUUAAAGAAUUGAAGCAGAGGGAGUUUGCCCGGAAUGUGGCCUCCAAGUCAAGAAAAGAUGAAAAGAAACAGGAGAAGGCUCUCAAACGUUUACAUGAGCUAGCUGAACUCAGAAAGCAAAUUGUGUGUGCCCCAGGGAGUGGUCCAAUGUUCAAGUCCACAACUGUUGCUGUUAAAAAUGCUUCAGGGACAAAUCAGCAACUUGGCAGCCUGAAUGGUGGAAGAGCAGACAGUAAAUCAGCAGAUCCAGAAACUGGCUUGGCAAACAGCACAGAAGAUAUUAAUAGAGAAGAGAAUAAACUUUCUGUAAGCAAUACAUCUGACAUCUGUAAGGCUGAACAUUGUUUACUGGGAAAACAAACCUGUGGUCAAAAAAUAGGAUUCUCCUUUUCCUUUCCCAAGAAAACUCCUGUCAAAUUGGAAUCAUCGGCAGCAGUUUUCUGUGACAGCACUGAAGAAGGAUCAAACAAAAUGAAUACAAGCCUCAAACGCAAAAUCAAUUGGAAUACUUACAGUACGCAAACAAAUUCCAGCAUAGAAACAGUUGCAGACUUUGAAGUAAAGCCAGAAAGCAGUAAGCACGAACUGGGAAGCAAUUUCUGCACCAAUGCAACAUCAUUGACUAAAGAAGGGGUGCAGGAUUUGAUAAUGAAGGAACACAACAGUACAGCAGAAAGCUGUUUAACUUGCUGUGUGUCUCAAGUUCAAUGUAAGAAUAAGCCAAAGUUUCCCUUCUGCGCUUCUCUGCCAGUCGAUAAACAAGAUACACUCUAUAAGGUUGUAACUAAGGACGAAAAAACUUCAGAAAAUGACACUUCAGUAUGUUUUAAUCCUGAUGAGAACAGACAUGGAGUUGGUACGUUAUGUAAUGAAGUAUUAAGUUCACCAGUGGAAGAUGAAACAUCUAAAUCAGCUAAAGAGUUAACACAAAAUGGUGAUAUCACUGAAAAAUUCCUUCGUGGUUUGACUGAGAAUUGUUGCUCUCUACAUUUAGAGACAGAAAGUGCCGACACACAAAACAAUCCUUGUGUAUGCAGAAGACCAGAUGUACCUUUCUUUCCUGUUGUCAGCAAGGAUGAGUCAACUGUCCUUCAGUGGCCUUCAGAGAUGUUGAAUUUUACUAACACUGAGCCUUCCAUAUCUUUUUGCUGCAACCCUCUAUAUUUUGACUUUAAGUCAUCCCGAACUAAAAGCUAUGUGGAGGAGAGUAAAUCCAAAGCAAAUUAUUUAAAGACAUCCCAAACCUCAUCAAAAGAAUUAAGCAGACCUGCCAAAAGGAAUUUUUUAAGUGGAUUUUCUGAAAUGAAACCAGUUGGCUCUAGCCUCAAUGUACAAGGUGCUGUCAAUGAUUUUGAAAAGACACUGGAUAUUUGUGAUGAACAAGUGGUUGGAUUAAACAUCUACUACAAUGGAACUGACGAGGAGGAACCAGUUAAAGAAAUUACACCCUAUUGCAAACGUAAAAGAUGGAAAAAGCACAAGAAGUCUUACAGGUGUUUAAAGCGGAAGCAACGGGAAAAAGAAACUGAAAAAGAAAGUUAUAACAACAGAAAAGAGAGAGAGCAUAACUGCAUCACUAAAAAAGUGAAAAGGAGAAAAUUGUCAGUGGUGUCAAAAAAGGAGGCAAGUGAGAGGGCUGAUGAGCUAUUUAAACAGGAGAAUACUACAGACAUGGUGGAAUGCAAACACAGACAAGAACAACAACAAAAAGAAUAUUCAGAAGGACACCUGGAACAAUUUGAAAUAAAAUGUGAUCAACAUAAUGCAGUCUCAGAAAAACUGAGUAAAACUCAGAGAAUAAUUGAUUACAAUAAUGUAAAAAGAGACACUUGGCAAAGUAAAUGUCAUAACAGAAUAUGCAAUACGAAUAAAGAAUUGAGAGAGAAAAGAGAGGGUAGUGAGGGAUAUGGAGAAGAUGGUGAUUUUCUUACAGGCAGUGAAAGAAUUGAUUGCAAACAACACAAGCUAUGUUUGUUGUCUGGGGAUUCUUUAAGAGACUGCCAUUCAUCAUGUACCACAUGGUCUUGUACAAGUAAGCAAAGAAUAAGAAGCAAUGGCUACAAUUCUUUUUCAGACAUUGAGUAUUCAGAUCAACAAAGUGAAGAAAGACAUUCUUGCCAGAAUCUUUCAGUGAAGAGAAGGUAUGACUCUCUGAAUGGCAAGCCUGUCAUUGUCGAUCACAAACGCAGCAGACAUAGACUUCCUUCAUCUCCAGAUGAAGAUCACAAACAAAUCCCAAAUUCAUCAGGCAACCACUUGAGCCAAGUGGGUAGUUCUAACUCGGAUUGUAGAUAUGGUCAGAGAGAACAAUCUCACCGACGAAAGAAGCAACGUAAAGCCAGGCAUAAUGUAAAGAGCAAAAUAUCAGUAAGAGAAAAGAGUAAAAGUUUGUCAGCUGAUGAGUUGCAGCCUUGCGAUUCAUCAUGUCAAGAGAAUCUCUGUGAAAAUUCUGCACCAAAUACUCCAAGGCAAGAUACAAAUAUGAUAAAUAUCUCUCACCCUGCUAUACAGAAGGCAGAGGAAAGCUGCAGUUCAGUAUUCAAGCUGUCAACAGGAACACUUGCGGAGGAUUACCAUUCAAAGAUAAACAACCAUUUUACAGAUGCAGAAGCAUCUAAAAUGACACAUGACAGACAUGAAUUUGAUGAGCACACAAAAAACAGUUUUUCAGAAAUGUGGAUUAAUCACAAAGAUCCUUCAGAGAAUAUUUUGCUUCCCAGGCUUUCAUUUGUCCUAAAUGAUGGCACUAUGUUGGCACAGAGUGAAAAGGUACCGACUAUGAAGACUCUAUCACAGAGAGAUGUAAUUCAUCAGAAACAGACAGAUUUAUAUGACGAUAACAAAGAUAUCAAGCCAUCUCUAAAUGAGGUAUUUCUCUGUCAUUAUGAAACUGCACCUGAGACACACGCAAAAGGAGCAUCAUGGCUUCAAGAUAAAUCAAAUAUUCCACCCUGCAACACCCAGCAAGCUCUGCAGAAUGGAGCACCAGUGACAAUUGACAAUCAAAAUGAAAGUACUGAACAAACGCACAAAACUUUCUCUCCACUCUCUCAAACAAUAUCAUUCACACCAGAGGAAAUUGAGAAAUACAAGCAACUGCAGAUUCAAGCUCAACAGCACGUAGAACAGCAGAAGCUAGUCAGCAAAGUGAAGACAUCUUCACCCAUUGCAGCAAUUCCCAUGCAGCAACCAGUCCCUCGUCAACAAUCGGUGACGACUGCAUCAAUUACAACAAUUCAUCACACUGUGCUCCAACAUCACGCUGCCAAUGCAGCUGCAGUGUCUGCAGGAGUAUUCAUGCAACCACACUCACAGUCUGUUCCACAUGCCCAUCCUCUCCCUCCACACUUAGCACAUAUUUCAUUAACCCCCGGACUUUAUCAAGGAGGUCACCCGACUUUUCUAGCAGCUCCACAACUACACAUUAUUCCUGCUUGUGCUCUUCUCCCAGGCCAUUUUGCCCUCCAUCCCUUGCCAGCUACUACAUUGUUCCCCCCAUUACUAACGCUGCACACACCGACUAUUCCACUCCACCAUUUACUUCAUUCCAAUUUUACCACCUAA